Ciona intestinalis (vase tunicate) is the source of this 1689-nucleotide messenger RNA. The record is from RefSeq and is a predicted model, not a curated record. NCBI's taxonomy places the organism in Eukaryota, Metazoa, Chordata, Ascidiacea, Phlebobranchia, Cionidae.
UAGGUUUUUGUAUGCAAUUAAAAGCGAAGGAUUUUGCAGUUGUCUAAAUAAAAGAAAAACUAUGAAUCCGUCUCCAAAGACGUUUUUAAUCGCGUAUGUUUGUUCUCUAAUUAUGUCGUUGUUGAUUAUAAUUCCCAUCAGCGUUAAUAUGGAACAUUUUAAAGGGAAUUGUUUACUCUACGCUAAAGGUAACUUAUCCACACCCACCUCAUCCUCCGAACAUGGGGUGUUUAUGUUGCACAGUUGGGGAAAUAGUAGCAAUUGUAACUACAUCUUAUACAUGGGGGUGACUACAUUGGUUGCAUCUGCUGUCUUGAUAUGGCAAUCAUGUGUUCUUGUAUACAAGGAGCAUGACAGAGCACCGUUCGGUUCUUUCAUAAUGUUUCUAUUAAAUGCUGUUGUGUUCAUAGCCAUGUUAAUUGCUUCUCUUAUAUCAAGUGUUGGUUAUGAUGAAUGGUGUGAAACUAUAACUGAAAAUAAAUACAGGUGUUCACUAGCAGACCUGAGUGAUUUAGAAAAGGUUUACGGCAUAAACAGCGAUGGCUUUUAUACGCAGAUGUCGGCGCUACAAGUUGGAUGCUGGAGCAGUUUAUGUGUGUGGUUAAUAUCAAGCGUUCUUGCUUUUCUAAAAGUGCACUAUUACCACAAAAAUGAUGAUUUGUUGAAUUCGUUGGCUUACGAGAAACGAACAUUAUUGAGCAACAGGUUCAAAUACUCGCGUGCUGAUGGUGGUCAAGUUCUGUAACUUUAAAUUACCUUUCUUUUUAUCAUUCUAUUGAAGUUCUUUUGUGGUCGCUGAAUGUGCUUUAAUAUACAAGGUGUUCGGAAAGUCACUGAGCACUGUUCUAUGAAUUUCAUAACAGCAAUUUUUAGCCUAUGCGAAGGGAGCAGCUAAUUGAGGUGUUUAGAAACAAAAUAAGAAGGGUCCAAGCCUGUAUUAAUGCUAACGGAGGUCACUUUCAACAUCAUUUAUACUUGUCAUUCAUAUUUACCUCCUGGAUUCUAUAAUAAAACAUGUCUGUUUAUAAACAAGUGCACAGUGAUUUUCCGAACACCCUAUAUUACCACUUAAGUUUGAGGUGUUUUCAAUAUAUUUUAAUUAUAGAUAUGUAAAGGGAGUUAUAAUAUAUGUUAUGAUAGUUACAAAUUGGAUGAUGCAGUGUUUCUAUCUUUACCCAUUCCAUGCUUCUUCAUUAAGUUGCAAAUUUCUGACACCUCAAUUUAUUGCGCAAUGAUAUAUAAACAAAACUUGCUCCAGGGAGCCUAUAAUACACCCUGAGCCUUACUAGACGACAUCCUUCACCUAGGGUGUUUGGUAAUCUAAUUGUGCUUUUCAAUUUUUUUAACAAAAUGUAAAUCUGAAUAUGGAUCUUAAGUUGCAACAACUUGAGGUGUUGGUUUUGUUGACGCUUUUUUAAUAGUGUGCGUUUCAAAACUAACAACAUUCAAAGGCUCUUAUUCCAACUUAAAGAAAGAACAAACACUUAAUUUUGAGAAUCUUCUUUUACCAAGCUUUAUUUACCAAGUCGAUCUUUUUCUUUUUAUCUUAUUUCUAUUGUAUCUCAUGUUCUCAUUUUUAUACCGCAUUAAAUAUCAUAGGCUUAUAUGUUAUCUUGUUGUUUCGCAGUUUGAAACUUUCUUCUUCUCUAAAUAUUUACUAAAAUAAACAAAUGUGUCUGAACUGAAGGU